Tremella mesenterica DSM 1558 is the source of this 3013-nucleotide messenger RNA. RefSeq lists its product as uncharacterized. Gene Ontology annotation, molecular function: glucan endo-1,3-alpha-glucosidase activity. Bases 269 to 2755 code for a protein of 828 amino acids. The record is from RefSeq and is a predicted model, not a curated record. The transcript is spliced from 2 exons. Lineage: Eukaryota; Fungi; Basidiomycota; Tremellomycetes; Tremellales; Tremellaceae.
AUUCUUUUUCCUUUUCGUAUUUCGACAUUCAACUCUUUCUCGACCAACCGUUCAUCUUCUUGACAUUCCUCUUUGAAUUCUUGAGCCAGGUGCUCGUUAGCCUCGACGGCGUAAAUCACACUCCUUGACCUGGUGUCUUUCGAACUAGAACUUGUCUUCUUUCGACGUAUCUUCCACUGCCCCUGCCGUCGUCCGACUUUCUCGCGGCAUUCGUGUUUUUGCGGAUAUCUUGUGUGUUUGGUGACUCGAAGAAGACAUUGGGACUAUCAUGAUCCCUCUCACCAAACUAGGUUUAGUAGUGACGGCCGCUCUGGCGUUGAACGCGGAGAGCAAACCUCUCGCCCCUCCUGGUCAUCACGCUGCUCCCGGGGUAGCCAAUUUGCUGGCUGGUUCCAAGCGAGGUAUACAUGCUUUGAUAGCGAGGUAUUAUGGUACUUCUCAUGGUCUGGCAAAACCUCCCCCUUUACCCAACAAACGUGACACUUCCUUUCCACCCGGAUGGAGCUACCAAGCCUGCGUUGACGAAUCAUGGGACGAACGACUCCUUCAAGGAUUCUCAUUUUCAUCAUCCGUCCUCACACCUCUUCAAUGUAUGACCGAAUGUGGUAAACGUAAUUUCACCUACGCCGGUACUGAAUACGGUGACGAAUGUUACUGCGGUAACGAAUUCAUCGGUUCUGGUGGAAUACCUGGUGAAGAUAGUGCAUGUAAUUUACCAUGUUGGGGUGAUAAAGAUGAAACUUGUGGAAACGCAUGGUUUUUAACUUUAUAUCAAUAUAAUUCUUCUGGUUUAGUAACUACUUGUACAACUUAUCCUUCAUCUGGAUCCGAUUCAAACUCUACGACGAUCAGUGAUCCUACUGGAAUCACCAACACUUCUUCUAAUUCUUCCAUCACUUCCACCCCGACUUCCAUUUUCACCACUGCGACAACGACUUCAAUCGGAGGAGCAAGUACUACGGGAAUGUAUGAAGAUACGAUCGAUUCUUCCGAAUGGUACGCUUUAGGUUGUGCGUUAGAUGGGGAUAACAGGAUUAUAUCGGAUUAUAUCCUUACAGGUCAAACAAACCUCACGGUCGAUUCUUGUCUCACAACAUGUGAAGAUAAAGGUUUCACUUACGCGGGUGUUGAAUUUGGAGAAGAAUGUUAUUGUGGAAAUAAGCUACCAACUUCUUUGAAUUAUAAAGAUGGAGGAUGUACCGUGGUGUGCACUGGAAACUCGGGAGAGAUGUGUGGAGGAGAAUGGACUUUGGAUUUAUACGAAUUAGUUUCAGGUUCGACUUCUUGUAAUUCGACACCUUCAGCGACCACUUCUUUACAAGCUGGUGGGGCAUGGGCUGUACCUACUGGAUAUUCCACUACCUCCACUUCAUCUUCGUCUUCUACAACAUCAACCUUUGCAACCGGAACCUCUGUGGUAUCUUCCACCACGGAAGUCUCUACCGGAACAACUACCUCCCUUUCCACCGGCACGGGCACUGGCACGGGCACUGGCAGCUCCCCCACCACAGUUCCAAGUUCUUCCACCACUCACCAAGUAUGGGCACAUCACAUGGUCGGUAACACAUACCCCUACACUGAAUCAUCUUGGUCAUCCGACAUUCAAUCCGCUUCUUCUUCCGGUAUCGACGGGUUCGCUCUCAACAUGGGAUCCGAUUCAUGGCAACCAUCUCGAGUUUCAGAUGCUUACUCCGCCGCUGAAUCUUUCGGAAACUUUAAAAUGUUCUUAUCACUCGAUAUGACUUCUUUACCAUGUUCAUCAAUUUCCGACGCAUCUAACCUGGUUUCUCUCGUCAAACAAUUCGCUUCAAGUUCAGCUCAAGCCACACACGAAGGUAAAGUUUUAGUAUCCACUUUCGCAGGAUCUGAUUGUACUUUCGGAGGAGGAGAUUGGAUGACAUCAUUCGUUCAACCAUUAAAAUCAUCAGGUGUUGAAAUAUUCUUCGUACCUUCUUUAUUCGUUCCGAUAUCAACAUUCGCUUCUGAAACAUAUAUGGAUGGAGAACUUAAUUGGAAUUCAGCAUGGCCAAUGGGUGACGUCGAUCUUUCCGUUUCAAACACCGAUUCGGAAUAUAUCACAGCUUUAGGUGUAAAAGAAUAUAUGCCAGCUAUAUCACCUUUCUUUUACACACAUUUCGGUUCGAACAGUUGGAAUAAAAAUUGGUUAUACCGUUCAGAUGAUUGGUUAUAUUGCGAAAGAUGGGAACAAGUCAUUUCUUUACGUGAUAAAGUUUCAAUGACCGAAUUACUCACUUGGAACGAUUAUGGUGAAUCUUCUUAUAUAGGUCCUAUUGAAGGUGCUCUACCAUCAGGAUCGGAAGUUUGGGUAGAUGGAUUCGAUCAUACGGCUUUAUCAAGUCUAACCAAAUAUUAUUCGACAGCUUUCAAAACAGGUCAAUAUCCGGAUAUAUCACAAGAUGAAAUCAUACUUUGGUCUAGACCUCAUCCACAUGAUGCUACGGCUACUGGAGAUGGGGUUGGGAGACCUGAAGGAUGGCAAAAUACGGAAGAUUAUUUAUACGCUGUUGUUCUUGCUACAGAAGCUGGACAAGCGAGUUUAACUUCUGGAAGUCAAACCACAAGUUUCGACGUGAAGAAAGGUUUGAACAAAUUAAAAGUCGUUUCGAACCAAGGAGGGAUAGGCGGAAGUUUGUCAAGGAAUGGAAAGACAGUGGUGGAUUAUACUGCUCAAGGGUUUACUUAUACCUCUAGCCCACAGACGUAUAAUUAUAACUAUUUCGUCGGAUCGAGCUAGGAAAAUGGAGGGGAAUCGUAAGAUGACGGGAUGACUGGAAUCCCUUGGGUCGCUACUUGAUUGGAUUUGUCACAUCUCUCAUCCAUCACCUUCAUCUUGUCAAAGCUCUCUGAUGAAACAGGAUUUUUGUUUAGAUCUCAUACGUGCUGGCGCGGACAUUUGAUAUCUCACACUCCUUCUCUACAUACUUCACCUUUUCGUUUCUCCUUCAUGUCUUUCAAGUUGGGUUCAUGCAUUUAUGGCAAUUUUAUAAAAUUC